Messenger RNA from Aureococcus anophagefferens, 1702 nucleotides. RefSeq lists its product as hypothetical. Gene Ontology annotation, biological process: protein folding. The transcript is spliced from 9 exons. Gene Ontology annotation, cellular component: chaperonin-containing T-complex. Bases 1 to 1602 code for a protein of 533 amino acids. Gene Ontology annotation, molecular function: ATP binding; ATP-dependent protein folding chaperone; ATP hydrolysis activity. NCBI's taxonomy places the organism in Eukaryota, Pelagophyceae, Pelagomonadales, Pelagomonadaceae. The record is from RefSeq and is a predicted model, not a curated record.
AUGGCCGCGAAGGCCAUCGCCGACGCCAUCCGCACGUCCCUGGGCCCCCGGGGCAUGGACAAGAUGAUCCAGAAGGGCGACGGCGAGGUGCUCAUCACGAACGACGGCGCGACGAUACUGUCGACGAUGGAGGUGGGCCACCCGACGGCGAAGAUGCUCGUCGAGCUCUCCAAGUCGCAGGACGUCGAAGCGGGCGACGGGACGACGUCCGCGCGCGCCGGGGCCGCGCGCGGGUGGUUCGAGGUGUGCGUCCUCGCGGGCGCGCUCCUCGACGCGUGCCACCAGCUCCUCGCCAAGGGCCUCCACCCGACGACGAUCGCCGAGGCGUUCGUCCGCGCGAACGCCGAGUCGCCGAGCCCGUGGACCUCGGCGACCGCGCGACGCUCGCCGACGCCCGGGCGGGACACGACGAGCGUCGACGCCGUCGCGACGUGCCUCUCGUCCAAGGUCAUCGCGCAGAACUCGGACGCGCUCGCGCCGCUCGCCGUCGACGCCGUGCUCGGAGUCGUCGACGCCGCGGCCGCCGCGACCGUCGACCUCGACCGCGUCAAGAUCGUCAAGCAGGUCGGCGGCACCGUCGACGACACGGAGCUCGUCGACGGCAUCGUCUUCGCCCAGGGCGCGAAGAAGGCCGCGGGCGGGCCGACGCCGGGGCGGCACGAGAGGGCGACAUUCCCGACGCCGACGCGCGUCGCGAACGCGAAGAUCGGCCUCAUCCAGUUCUGCCUCUCGGCGCCCAAGACGGACAUGGAGAACAGCGUCGUCGUCUCGGACUACGCGGCCAUGGACCGCCUCCUCCGCGAGGAGCGGAAGCACGUCCUCGGGCUCUGCAAGAAGGUCAAGAAGGCGGGCGUCACGGUGCUCCUCAUCCAGAAGUCGAUCCUCCGCGACGCCUACAACGACCUCAGCCUCCACUUCCUCGCGAAGAUGGGCAUCCUCGUCGUCGCCGACGUGGAGAGGGGCGACGUCGCGUACAUCGCCGAUACGCUCGGCCUGUUGCCCGUCGCGCGUGAGGGGCUCGAACAAGCUCGUCCUCGAGGAGGCCGACCGGUCGCUCCACGACGCGCUCUGCGUCGUCCGGUCGCUCGUCAAGGAGAAGUUCCUCGUCGCCGGCGGCGGCUCCGCGGAGGUCGAGGCGUCGCUCGGGCUCGCGGACGCCGCGGCGCGCGAGCCCGGGCCCGUCGGCUUCUGCCUCCGGGCGUUCGCGGACGCGCUCGAGGUCGUGCCCUACACGCUCGCGGAGAACGCCGGCCUGAAUCCCAUCGACGUCGUCACGAGCCUGCGCAAGCGCCACCGCGGCGGCGAGGCCGACGCGGGCAUCGACGUCAAGCGCGGCGCCAUCGGCCGCAUGCGCGCGCGCGCCGUCGUCCAGCCCCUGCUCGUCAACACCUCCGCGCUCGGCCUCGCGACCGAGUGCAUCUGCAUGAUCCUCAAGAUCGACGACCUCGUCCUCGUCCGCUAGGUCGGCGCGCCACGAUGCCACCCGCGGACGCGGGGCGGCGCCGAGGGACGCAGCCGCGCAAACUGCCGGCUUCAUCUGGGCUUCAUCCAUCCAUCGAGUGUGACUCGGGAGUCGGCUGCGAGAGUCCACCGCCGCUGUAGGCCAAGGGCAGGUUGUUUCUCUCACGCGCCGCCACGCCAGGGUCACCAAUCAUAUCCCAAAACGCACUGGGCUGCCGGGGUAAAACAUAAUCGAACAGUG